This is a messenger RNA of Andrographis paniculata, 1173 nucleotides long. RefSeq lists its product as uncharacterized. The record is from RefSeq and is a predicted model, not a curated record. NCBI's taxonomy places the organism in Eukaryota, Viridiplantae, Streptophyta, Magnoliopsida, Lamiales, Acanthaceae. The transcript is spliced from 3 exons. Bases 1 to 1173 code for a protein of 390 amino acids.
AUGGCAACUACUGCCGUUGUGGCGUUAGCCUCAAGUACAAGGAUGCAUCGUUGCUAUGACUCGAUGCUCGGAGGGGAAGAAUUCACCCACGAGCUGAUUAAUGGGCACCCCGCUAGGAUUAAAAAUUUAUUGCGGGUAUCAUCUGACACGUUUCAAGAUUUUUGUGCCACGUUGGUGGAAAAGGGACUUCUGGAAUGCCAUUCAAGACAGCGAGUAAAAGUUCAAGAGCGCGUAGCAAUAUUUUUACACACAGUUGCCCAUUCGAACCGGCAACGUUCCACUGCAGAACGUUUCCAACACUCGACAUCGACCAUUUGCGACCACGUUAACGAGGUGGCCAAAGCGCUUGUGCGCCUAGCACCUCAUGUCAUCCGGCCUGGGGACAUGUCGUCCCCUGCGAGGAAGAUUCGUGAUUCCCCAAUUUUUUGGCCGUACUUCAAGGAUUGUGUGGGCGCCAUGGAUGGAACAUUGGUGCACGCAUGCUUACCUUAUAGGGAUCAACGACUCUUCCGCGGGAGAAGGGGUGACACGAUGCAAAAUUGUCUUACGGUUUGUGAUUUUGACAUGAAGUUCACGUAUGUGCUCGCUGGCCUGGAAGGGAGCGCACAUGAUGCUUGUGUCUUAAGGGUCGCUAUCCGAGAGCUAGGCGAUUUCCCCUUCCCGCCGGACGGGAAGUACUAUAUCGGGGACUCUGGGUACAUGAACGCUCCUCAGUGCCUUACACCGUACCGCACAUAUCGCUAUCAUCUAUCGGAUUUUCAGGGAAACAACCCACGUCCUCGAGGUAAGGAGGAAUACUUCAAUUACCAACACCCACAAUGCCGUAAUGUCAUUGAAUGUGCGUUUGGUUGUCUUAAACAUCGUUUCGCCAUUCUUCACGGGCCAAUGCCAAACUACAAGUUUGAUCGCCAAGUCAACUUUGUAAUGGCCUGCGCCAUCGUGCAUAACUUUAUGUUACUCCAUGGUGAGGAUGUACUAGAUCACGCCGCAGAAGGCCACGACUCAACUGAUGAGAAAUCAGUCCCUCAACCGGUUGCACACAAUCGCCAAACACCGAACCCGGGCCGUGAAGACAGGGAAAAUCAGAAUGAAUUAUGUGAUAUGAUUGCAGACUGGCUUUGGAUUAAUAGAUACGAGCACAAGGAAGAGUUUGACUCCUUGUGGCCUACUUAG